Messenger RNA from Aspergillus vadensis CBS 113365, 813 nucleotides. Its product is annotated as SUR7/PalI family protein. Gene Ontology annotation, cellular component: plasma membrane; cell cortex of cell tip. Lineage: Eukaryota; Fungi; Ascomycota; Eurotiomycetes; Eurotiales; Aspergillaceae. The coding region runs from base 1 to 813 and encodes 270 amino acids. The transcript is spliced from 3 exons. The record is from RefSeq and is a predicted model, not a curated record. Gene Ontology annotation, biological process: fungal-type cell wall organization.
AUGGCGAAUCUAUACCGAGUCCUAUUCGUGACUACUUCGUGUUUGCUGACUAUCGGGACAUUACUAUGUCUUGUCGUGAUCGGUCUGGCAUGUACAAAGAUGGGAAGUCAUGAACUUGAAAGACUCAACUUUUUCAAAAUCGAUAUCCAAGGUAGCCCAAAUCUUUCCACGUCGAAUGCAUUGGGUACAACACGGGAUGGGAGCCAGUUGAUUCAAACUUACCUGGUCGGCAUAAUGGGUUACUGUGGAAGUAAUAACAGCAACACGACAAUGAAUUGCAUGACCCCGAGAGCUGGCUCGUACUUCAAUGUGCUGAAAGCUAUGGGCAAGGAGGGAAAGGAGACCAAUCUUUCGUCAGCUUUUCGACACUCACUGCGUGCAUAUAAAACAACCUCAACCUGGAUGCAAAUUACAUACAUCCUGGCCAUUCUUCUUACAGCUGUCCAACUGCUCGCCGCACUUAUCGUUAUAAACAAGACAUUCAACUGUUUCGUCAUCAGCCUUGUCUCCGGUGCCGCAUUUAUUUUCCUGUUGGCAGCUGCUGCACUCACGACAUUCAAUUUCCUGGAAUCACGAAACAUAUCCGGCACGUGGGGCACUCGUGCAUUUACCGUUAUAUGGUUCAGUGUGGCUUUGUCUUUGUGUUCUUUGGUGUCCUGGACCAUUACCACUUGGUGCUGCUCUCAAGCAAGACGGAAGCCUCAGGUCCAGACUUAUCCUGCAAUGGGUACGGCGCCAGUCUACCAUUCGCUUCCACCAUCUGCACCCAACUAUGGGGAUGAUCAUCGUUAUCCCAUGUACCAGAUGACAUAA